UCUGUUAAUUAAUAAUAAGGUGUUUCAUAGAGGGCAGAGUAUAUUUUCCCGCAGCGGGAAAGUUAGUCGCACAGCAUUUGACACCCGGGUUGAGGAGGACACACAAUGAUGGAAACCAACAGUGUCCAGGACAAAAAUGUAGCGCACACCAAUGGAAAUGGCGUGGACAACCAGGCUUUUGAAAUAGAGGAGGACAACAUUACUGAUACUAGCAGCAUCAAAAGGCAGUCUAGAAAGACUAAAAAGGGAUUGGGAUCAUAUUUAAGCCAUGUUUCCAAGCCGAUUAACGCCACAGAGGAUUACAUCAAGGCUCAUUCAAAAACAUUCAAAUACAUUGUGCUGGGCAUACUCGGAGCAGGUUAUGUGGCAUACUUCAUUGCAGCCUGUGUUUUGGAUUUCCAGAGGGCUAUCGCACUUGUAGUCCUAACUAGUUUGGCUGUUAUUAUUAAAUCCUAUGAACUUUUGAAGGAGUACAAGGGGAAAAGCAUCAGUCGGUGUUUCAGACCCGCAGUUAGAUGCUUUAAAUCUAACUUGAAAUGGAUAAAAUGGGUUUUCAUCUUAGUGGUUGUGGCCCUGAUUGUGACGUGGAUCAUCUUAGACACAAGCCAGCGUCCCGAGCAGUUUAUCUCAUUUGGAGGUGUGUGCAUGUUCAUCGUGCUCAUAUUCCUCUUGUCAGCACACAGGACAGCGGUAACAUGGCGGCCUGUGUUUUGGGGCCUUGGGUUGCAGUUCUGUAUUGGCAUUUUUGUUAUAAGAACAAAUCCUGGAUUCAUAGCUUUCAAAUGGCUUGGAAAUCAAGUGCAGAUAUUCCUUGACUAUACCAAAGAUGGGUCGAAGUUUGUUUUUGGGGAUCUCAUCGACAUUUUUGCCUUUCAAGCUUUGCCCAUUGUUGUGUUCUUCAGCAGUGUGAUGUCAAUCCUUUACUAUUUGGGGAUAAUGCAGUGGCUCAUUCUGAAGAUCUCAUGGCUUAUGCAGAUAACAAUGGGAACCUCUCCCACAGAGACCUUGAGUGUGGCAGGCAAUAUAUUUGUUGGGCAGACAGAGGCUCCACUGCUGAUCCGUCCCUAUUUGAAGGACAUGACCAAAUCUGAGAUCCAUGCUGUUUUGACAGGUGGAUUUGCGACAAUUGCUGGCAGUGUCAUGGGGGCAUUCAUCUCAUUUGGAAUUGAUGCAUCUUCCUUGUUAUCAGCCUCUGUGAUGGCUGCCCCUUGUGCCUUGGCCAUCUCCAAACUUUCUUACCCAGAGACUGAGGAGAGUCCCUUCAAGUCAGAGAAGAAUAUCAAAAUGGCUUGUGGAGAUGAACGGAACAUUUUGGAGGCUGCUAGCAGUGGAGCAUCUGCUUCAAUAAGCCUUGUUGCUAACAUUGCAGCAAAUUUGAUAGCCUUUCUUGCCAUCUUCGGGUUCAUAAAUCAAGCUUUGAGUUGGUUUGGAGGUAUGGUGGGAUAUCCUUCAAUCACAUUUCAGCUUAUUUGCUCUUACGUGUUCAUGCCUGUGGCCUUCAUGAUGGGAGUACCAUAUGAUGACAGUUUCAUUGUGGCUGAACUAAUUGGCACCAAACUCUUCCUCAAUGAGUUUGUGGCUUAUGAGAAACUCUCUAAACUAAAGGAAAACAGACUCAAAGGACUUAUUGAGUCGAUAUCUGUUCGAUCAGAAAUAAUCACCACUUAUGCUCUUUGUGGGUUUGCCAACUUUAGCUCACUGGGUAUUGUGAUUGGAGGCCUAUCCGCUAUAUGUCCAUCCAGAAGAGGCGAUGUCUCAUCUCUGGUGUUGAGAGCUAUGAUCACUGGGACUUGUGUAUCUCUUGUCAAUGCUUGCAUUGCAGGGAUCCUCUUUGUUCCUCCACUUGUGGACUGUGUAGAGCUGUUCAAGAUAUCUUCUUUCAAUGCCACAGAUGUAAAUAUACAAAGUUGCUGUGAAGACCUCCUUAAAAACACUGUAAACAAUGGGACCAUCUCGUUUGAAGGAUCAUGGACCACAGUAGCAAAUGUCACUGUGUUUUUCUCAAAAUGUUGUCAGUGUUGUGGUAUUUCUGAUGUUUGUAAGUAGAGGCGAAGAACAUAUCAGUGUCUAUUUUUAUGCUGUAGUUCAUUUACGUGUCUCCAUGUUUGUAUAUUAGUGUCACUAAUAUGUCACUGCUAAUGUAAAAAUGUAAAGCCUCUAUGCAUGUCUUUUAAAGAUGGUUAUGUCUUUCAUGUGUUAUAUGUUAAAUUAAUUCCAGACAUGGGCCUUUUAUUUAAAGCCAAGGAUUAGAAGGACACACAUGAAGAAGUAUACCUCCUGAAAAUCUUCAGGCAUCAACAGUUUGAUGAAUGUAAAUAUUUAAAAUAAAACUGUGUAACUCAAGUAUUUUAUAAUGUUAUUGAUAAUUACACAUACAUGGUCAUACUUUUUGAAAAAAUAAAAACCUAUGAAAAUGAAACGUGAA
This is a messenger RNA of Micropterus dolomieu (smallmouth bass), 2425 nucleotides long. RefSeq names its product solute carrier family 28 member 1 (gene slc28a1). The coding region runs from base 106 to 2046 and encodes 646 amino acids. The record is from RefSeq and is a predicted model, not a curated record. Gene Ontology annotation, cellular component: membrane. Lineage: Eukaryota; Metazoa; Chordata; Actinopteri; Centrarchiformes; Centrarchidae. Gene Ontology annotation, molecular function: nucleoside:sodium symporter activity. Gene Ontology annotation, biological process: nucleoside transmembrane transport. The transcript is spliced from 18 exons.